Molecule: messenger RNA, 2457 nt
Organism: Amphiprion ocellaris (clown anemonefish)
Lineage: Eukaryota; Metazoa; Chordata; Actinopteri; Pomacentridae
Exons: 6
Coding region: 1186-1485 (99 amino acids)
Source: RefSeq, a predicted model, not a curated record
UCUCCCUACUCUACGCUCCUCUCCUCCCCCUCUCCUUCUCCCUCUCCUCCUCCUUCCUCCCUCCUUCUCUCUCUUCUCCUCCUCUCCCUACUCCCUACUCCCUCUCCUCAUCCACGCUAAUCCCCCUCCUUUCCCCCCUCCAAUGUUUAAAAAUAAAAAAUAAACAUUGUUUAUUUGAAUGAAUUAAAUUGUAUAUUUUUUAGGCCCUGCGAUGGACUGGCGAGCUGUCCAGGGUGUCUCUGCCUUCGCCAUGAGUCGGCUGGGAGAGGCUCCAGCCGAUCAAGCAGAGUGUAGAAGAUGGAUGGAUGGAUGGAUGGAUGGAUGGAUGGAUGGAUGGAUGGAUGGAUGGAUGGAUGGAUGUUGUGUGGUUCCAACUGAACUCUGUCCUUGCCAGUGGGACUCGGGUCAGGGUGCCUUUCAGAGGUGUGGGUGGAUCUGGGGGGGAUAAACACCCUCACAGUGAAGCUCCGCUCUGGCUAAAGGUGAGAAGGAUGCAGACAGCAUGUCAUGGAGAAGUAACAUGUGUGUCUGCAUCCCAUCCUGGACCCACAGUGGAGUUCCACAGUGACAAGGACCAGAGUUCAGGGGAAUCACACUGGGAGGGGGGAGGAAGAUUUCACGGGCCGCCGCACAAUGGUGGCCCGUGACAAGGUAAGUUUUAGGUUUACGUUUGAUAUUUAUCAUACAAGAAGUUUUUAAAUCUCCAAACAGGAGGUGAUACAUUUUCUGCAAGAUUCUCACACGUUUUCCUGUUGUUGUUUUUUUCAGCCCCAGCUUCUGAUGGCCCCAGGACUCAAAACUGAAAGAAGGACAAGAAGAAGACCCAAAGAUGAGACCCAGCUCCAGCAGACCCGUGAAGACGAGGAACCGACCCACCAGAGACGACCCUAGAGAGGCCAACCAGCCUGCAAUGAGAUGACGGGACAACUUCAUAAGGAGCAGAAUGCACUGCUGCUUCCUGGUCACCAAAUGAUUCCAACAGGGAUGGAUCAUCGAGGAGAAAUAAGCCAUUUUGAAGAAAAGAUGAUGGGAAACAUGUCCAGGACCAGUGCAUGAGACGUGAGACCAUUCAACUAAUACAAGAGCUCUCUCUCCAAGACACCCGCUAAAAUGUAGGAUCAGAUCAAGACAAGAAACUGGAUAAGGAGCAGCCCCAGCAUUUGAACUCAGACUAGGGAAGAGGGGAUGCUGCUUAUAGUGACGCAAAAGGAGGAAGUCGGAGUACAAAGAGAAAACCCCACACAGUCACAGAGACAACAUGGACGGAAAGAACCAGACGACCAGCAGAAGACAAAGAAACAGUUCGAGGAGCCUCAGGACGAUCGACAACAGAAGAAACGUGUCCGAGAACAGGAAGAAGAUGACCAACAGCAUCAAACAGAGAAGAAGAAGAAGAAACAGACCCCGGAAGAAGAAGAAAAAGAAGAAGAAGAGAAGCUCCAGAUUACUCCAAAGGUAUCUCUGGAUGUGGAGCUACGCAUUUAGAUCUGCUGUUCAUGUUCUCUCCCUCCUCUGUACCCUCAUCCCAAAUGGAGGUUUUUUUUCAACUUCCCGGCAACGGGAAGUUUUUUUCCUCCAUAAUGCUACCAAAUGUUGAUCUGAUCAAACAGCAAUAAGAGAACCUUCAAUAAAAAGUCAAAACAAAAGACAUGUAUCUGUUUGUUUAGAAGUUUGACAUUAUAGACCCUUCCUGUAAUUUUAGGUUUUAAAGAACUUUAUUCUAUGAUUAGAAAUUCAUGUUAGUCUAAAAAAAAACAUCUGUUUUCAAACCACUGGUUUCUCAUACACACCUGUGACUUCUUCAAAAACACACUAGAUAAUGACAUAAGAAAAUGAAAAUAAUAAAGCACCUCAAAUCACAAAUAGAAAAUAUGAAGUAAAAUACAUCCAAAUCAGAGACACAUCAUCCACGACUACAUGUCACCUCCUCAAUAUGUUGUUUUCACUGAAGUCCAGAGGUUGAACAGGUGCAGCAGCUUCUGACCUCUGUGGACUGAGCUGAAAUCAGUUCCAGGGCAACAAAAAUCAGAUUAUUUUAAAGCACUGAUGGUUUCCUCCUGUUACUCUCUGCUCUGUCUGUUUCAUCUUGGAUUCUAAACAAUCCCAUGGACUUUAAUACGUUGCUAUGGUAAAUACACAUUUGCUACUUGAUGGUUAUGGGCAGGGUGGACAUUUUGUAAAGGUGGCUGCAAACAUUCUGCAGGGUUAUUCAUUAUUGGUGCAUAAUUCCAAGAAAGUCAUUCACAACUGAAGCUAUUUCUGAGGGAUGUUUUUAUCCUGCCAGUUUUUGUCUAAAAUUAAAGCUUACAUUUAGAUGAUAUUUUGAUGGGAGGGAUUCAUCUAAUAAUUUUGGUCAUUCCACCAGGUGAAUAUUGUGUGUAAUUUAAACUAAAAUCUCUGCAUCAACUGAUUGAAAACUAAAAUCAAAUUGACAUAACUUAAUGAAAUUAGCUUGAU